UAGGAACCUUGACUUGCUAACUGGAGAGAUCAUGAUUAAAGAUAGAAUGUUGCUUCCAAAGCAAGAAAUUUCCAAAGAAAUACACCCACAAGAAGAUGUCUCUAUUGUGCUCAAAAGAGAUUGUUCACCUCACAUCCUUGUUGGUCCUCCUGUACAAGCUGAAAAAAACAUUGAAUUUUUGAAUACUCUUAAAGACCGUAAUCCUGGGGACUUAUGGUCUAGAAUGCACAUCUCAUCUAUGGAAUAUUCUGCAGGUGACAUCACACGGAAAGAUAAGAAAAAAGACAACGCAAGAGUAAGUGAAUUACUACAAGAUCUUACAUUCUCUGCUGAUUCUGAUUUUGAUGAAGAAGAUGAAGUUGAGUCACACCCUGCUAGAAAGAAGCAGAAAGUAACCACUUUUACAGAGAAGAAAUGGAUCAAAAGAGAUAUUCAGCCCAAUUUUCCAAGCUGGUCAGCAUUGGAUUCUGGAAUUUUGAAUCUCAAAAGUGAGAAACUAAAUCCAGUUGAGUUCUUUGAAUUAUUUUUUGAUGAUGAAACAUUCAAGUUAAUUGUUGAUGAAACAAAUCAUUAUGCCUCUCAGAAAAAUGUCACCUUGGAAGUUACAGUUCAGGAAAUGAAGUGUGUUUUUGGUGUUCUUCUUUUGAGUGGAUAUAUUUGUUAUCCCAGGAGAGGAAUGUAUUGGGAAACUUCAGAUAAAGAGCAGAGUCUUGUUAGCAAUGCAAUUAGAAGGGAAAGAUUUGAAUUAAUAUUUUCAUACCUCCAUUUUGCAGAUAACAGUUGUCUAGAUCAAUCAGACAAGUUUACAAAAUUGAGGCCACUUAUAGAUCAAAUGAAUAAAAAUUUCCUCUUAUAUGCUCCCCUGGAGGAAUAUUACUGCUUUGAUAAAUCAAUAUGUGAAUGUUUUGAUAGUGAGCAAUUCUUAAAUGGUAAACCUAUUAGAAUUGGUUAUAAAAUAUGGUGUGGGGCAACUACCCAAGGUUAUUUAGUUUGGUUUGAACCCUAUCAAGGUGAACCAGUCCUGAAAACAGAAAAAGAUCAUGAUCUUGGUUUAGGUGGAAAAUUAGUAAUGAACUUUGCUAAUGUUCUCUUGGAGCGAGGACAGUAUCCUUAUCAUAUAUGUUUUGACAACUUUUUCACAAGUAUCAAACUAAUAUCGGCUCUGAAGAAGAAAGGGGUGAAGGCAACAGGAGCAAUUCGUGAUAACAGGACUGAAAAAUGUCCUUUCAUGAAUGCAGAAAAUAUAAAAAAAAUGAAAAGGGGGUCAUUUGAUUUCAGAGUGGAAGAAAAGGAAGAGAUAAUUUUGUGUCGUUGGAAUGAUGAAAAUUCCAUCAACCUGUGCUCCAAUGCUGUAGGCAUAGAACCACUGAGCCAAGUAAACUAUUCUGUUGAUGAAAAAAAAAAAAUUCAAGUAAGUCAGCCAUCAAUAGUUAAGUUGUAUGAAGUAUGUAGGUAUGGUGUUGCCAAGAUGGAUGAAAAUAUUUCCAAGUACAGAAUAAGAAUUAGAAGCAAAAAAUGGUAUUCAAUUUUGGUAAGCUACAUUAUUGAUGUAGCCAUGAACAAUGCAUGGCACCUAUAUAGAAUCUGUUGCCCUGAUACUUCAUCCAGUCUUUUGGAUUUCCGAAGAUGCAUUGCACAUUUCUAUUUGGAGAACAAUGCUAAUCUAGCAGACUAAGCAAGAUAAAGUCAGCUAUUACAUAUAGAACUGAAAAGUAAAUAUAUCAUGGCUUCCAAAUGAGAACAUCAGUACCUCAAAAAUUUAUUGGAGGUGCAAACGCGUUACUUAGGUACUUCCUCUAUCAUUACAUUGACACCUCAACUUCUGUAAUUCAUAUCCUCAUAUUAAUCACCCAUAGAGCACCUACCCAAUGCACAAGAGUCCUUCCUCUGGAUCUUUUAACCAUCCAAAGAAAGCAGUGUGUCAGUCUUGAGUGACAUUAACCCUUAGUGUGUAUUGGGGCCAACCAUUUUCUAAUCAUAUUGCAUAGCAUAAAUAAUAUAUUUUAUAUCACUUUUUGCAAGCAAAUUAUCAUUGGCAGUAUUUUACAUCCUACUAAUGUCUGCUCUGCAUCUCUCCAUUGC
Messenger RNA from Trichosurus vulpecula (common brushtail), 2082 nucleotides. It is a transcript of the gene PGBD1, whose product is annotated as piggyBac transposable element derived 1. The transcript has 3 exons. The coding region runs from base 32 to 1675 and encodes 547 amino acids. Lineage: Eukaryota; Metazoa; Chordata; Mammalia; Diprotodontia; Phalangeridae. Gene Ontology annotation, molecular function: sequence-specific DNA binding. The record is from RefSeq and is a predicted model, not a curated record.